This is a messenger RNA of Aspergillus terreus NIH2624, 2106 nucleotides long. It is a transcript of the gene sly1, whose product is annotated as syntaxin-binding protein. Bases 1 to 2106 code for a protein of 701 amino acids. NCBI's taxonomy places the organism in Eukaryota, Fungi, Ascomycota, Eurotiomycetes, Eurotiales, Aspergillaceae. Gene Ontology annotation, cellular component: Golgi membrane; cytosol. Gene Ontology annotation, molecular function: syntaxin binding. The record is from RefSeq and is a predicted model, not a curated record. The transcript has 4 exons. Gene Ontology annotation, biological process: endoplasmic reticulum to Golgi vesicle-mediated transport; intracellular protein transport.
AUGUCCCUUCGCGACCGUCAGGUUGCUUCCAUCCAGAAAAUCCUCAAUCUGAACCAUGACCCUCAGCCCUCCGGAGACGGUACCCAUGAGGCCUCCGCGCAGGGCCUGAUCUCCUCCCCAAUUUUGAACGAGGAUGGCGAUCCUAUCUGGAAGGUGUUGGUGUUUGAUAACAUGGGUCGCGACGUCAUCAGCAGUGUACUGCGUGUCAACGAUCUCCGAGCGUGGGGCAUCACCAUCCACCUAAACCUCAACUCUACCCGCUACCCUAUCCCCGAUGUUCCUGUCGUCUAUCUCGUUGAACCGACCCCCGCCAAUAUCCAAGUGAUCACAAACGACUUGUCUCGUGGCUUAUACUCGCCCGCCUACGUGAACUUCUUAUCUUCCGUCCCCCGACCCCUCCUCGAAGACUUCGCCUCCCAGGUCGCGACCACAGGAACGGCGGAACAUAUUGCGCAAGUCUAUGAUCAAUAUCUGAACUUCAUUGUCGCCGAGCCCGACCUCUUUAGUCUCGGUCUCGGAAAUGAUGCCUACUGGAAAAUCAACAGUGCGCAAACCAGCGACGAGGAACUGGAUGCGAUCGUCGACAAGAUUGUUAGCGGAUUGUUUAGCGUCAGCGUCACGAUGGGUACCAUGCCCAUCAUCCGCUGUCCCAAAGGCGGUGCCGCGGAGCUCAUCGCGACGAAACUGGACCGCAAGCUACGAGACCACAUUCUAAACUCCAAAGACAACCUUUUCUCGAACAAAAAAUCCGCUCCCGGAGUCCCCUCAUCCCGACCCGUCCUCAUCAUCGUCGACCGCAACGUGGAUCUUGUCCCCAUGCUCUCUCAUUCGUGGACAUAUCAGUCUCUUGUGCAAGACGUGCUUCAGAUGCGUCUGAACAGGAUCACAUUGGAGGCCGCGGUGGACGAGUCUAACCCUACCAAGGGUGUCGCCAAGAAGGCAUAUGAUAUCAACAGCAACGAUUUCUUCUGGAAGCGCAACGCAGGGGCUCCCUUCCCCCAGGUCGCCGAAGACAUCGAUGCCGAGUUAACGCGGUACAAAGAAGACGCCAAUGAGAUAACCCGAAAGACUGGCGCCUCCUCCAUCGAGGACCUACAGAACGACACGAGCGCCUCGGCUCAGCAUCUCAAGGCCGCCAUCACGCUUCUCCCCGAACUCCGCGAGCGCAAAGCCACCCUGGACAUGCACAUGAACAUCGCAACCGCGCUCCUCAAAGGCAUUAAAGACCGCCAGCUCGAUAACUUCUUCGAACUGGAGGAAAACAUCACCAAGCAAUCUAAAACGCAAAUCAUGGACCUGAUCAACGAUGCGUCCAAGGGCAGCGAGCCAACAGACAAGCUCCGGCUCUUCUUGAUCUGGUUCCUCAGCACAGAAACCGAGCUGUCUCGCGCGGAUAUGACCCAGUUCGAGGAAGCCCUCACCCGCGCUGGCGUCAAGGACGUCAGCUCGCUAGCCUACGUGCGACAGGUCCGAGAGAUCACUCGGAUGACCAUGAUGACGACGGCAACUCCCCAGCAACAAUCCUCCGAUCUCUUCAAGGGCUUCUCUUCCCUCUCCAACCGACUCACCGACCGCAUCACCUCCGGUGCGCUGGGCGCCAAUUUCGACUCGCUCAUCUCCGGGGUCAAAAAUUUUCUUCCAGCCAACAAGGACCUCACCUUAACGAAGAUCACCGAGUCGAUCAUGGACCCUGCCUCUGCAUCGAGUUCCGCCAUCGCCAAAACCGAAAAUUAUCUCUACUUCGAUCCGCGCAGCGCCAACGCCCGCGGCGCCAUGCCCCCGGCCUCUGCAUCUCGAAACGCGCAGUCCCCCGUUGGCAUGAGCGCGCCCGGUCCCGGAACGGGGGCCAGCUUCGGCCAGCGCCGUCAAGCCUUCAACGAAGCCAUUGUCUUUACCGUCGGUGGUGGCAGCAUGGACGAAUACGGCAACUUGCAGGACUGGGUACGUCAGACAGGCGGGCAGGCGGGCAGCGACGGUGCAGCCGGGGGCCGUGGAUCUGGUGUCCACGGGGCGCCGAGACGGAGGGUGGUCUACGGCAGCACAGACUUGAUGAAUGCGAAUGAGUUUAUCACGGAAUCGUUGGCGAAGCUAGGCCGGGAAGGCUGA